This is a messenger RNA of Aethina tumida (small hive beetle), 1257 nucleotides long. RefSeq names its product WD repeat-containing protein 89. The coding region runs from base 85 to 1239 and encodes 384 amino acids. Lineage: Eukaryota; Metazoa; Arthropoda; Insecta; Coleoptera; Nitidulidae. The record is from RefSeq and is a predicted model, not a curated record. Gene Ontology annotation, molecular function: protein binding. The transcript has 6 exons.
UCUAACCUCUGCUUGAGUUGUGACAAUUUUCACCACGUGUUUGUGUUGUUUUUGUGUAUUGUGACUUAAUUUGUGGUUUAAUGAAUGAAUAAUAAUAUCAUAAUGAAUAUGAAAGAAUUGGAAUUAGAAGAGAAUUCAGAUGUUGAACAAGAAAUUCAUUCAGAUGACGAUUUAUGUGAUGAAAAUGAAAUAAAAAGACAAUUUCCAAUUUGCGAAUUAUUAGGUGAUGAACAAAUAUCAAAUGAUAAAUAUAUUUUACAUAUAACUGGGACCAAUGAUAGCAAUCCCAAUAUUGGUGUAGCAUUAGCAGAUGAUUCUUUUCAAGUAUUUAAUUUAAAUAACACACAAUUGCAAAGCAGUGCAACACUUAGGGGAAACACAGGGCCAAUUAUUGACUGUAAAUUUAGUCAAGAUAAUAGAAAUUUAGUAUAUACAUGCUCAAGUGAUGGCUUUAUUAAAAUAUGGGAUUUAAGAACACAGACCACAGUUAAUACCUUUGUAGAUACAACAUGUACUGGUGAUGAGAAGAAAACAUUUAAUUCUUUUGAUAUAUCACCAAAUGGAAAGUUAUUAACUGCAGGAACUGACUUAUUUGGAGGAGAUGCAUUCAUUCUAUUUUGGGAUGUUAGGAAUGUAAAAUUAUUGGGUGGUUAUUGGGAAUCACAUACUGAUGAUAUUACUCAGGUGAAGUUUGACCCUACUGACAGUAACAAACUUAUAUCUGGUUCAACUGAUGGAUUAAUAAAUAUUUACGAUUUAUCACAAUCUGAUGAGGAUGAUGCAUUAAUUGAUUCAUUGAACACUGAGUCUUCUGUUGAAAAAUUGCAGUGGUAUAAAGAAGACAACAAUGAUUAUAUUACAUGUAUCACCCACACUGCAGAUGUACAAUUGUGGAAAACUGAAGAUGCUGAACCCUCAUAUCAUUUCAGAAGAAGUCAAGUUGCACAAGAAAUAAUGAGGAAAAGUGAAAAUUAUAUUUAUGUAGUUAACACACAUGAAGCAAAGAACUCUUUAUUAAUUCUGGCAGGUUCAAAUGUAAAUGAUGGUGAAUGUUUUAGAAGUUUGCAAUGUUCUAAAGGAACUUUACAUCCUGGAAUCAGUUUUCCUAAUAAUAAACAAAGAGUUCGUGCCAGUUAUUUUAACAAACAUAGUAACAUUUUACUGACUGGAGGAGAGAAAGGAAUUUUAAAUGUAUGGAAGGCAGAUUUGCCAGAAGUGGAAAGAUUGAAAAGAAAAUAAACCAGAAAGUCAUUUGAA